CCAGCAGAAGCCAUCCAGCUAGCAGCAGCAGUCCCGCCAGCAGCAGCGAUCCAGUCAGCCGAAGCGGUCCAGCCAGCAGCAGCAAACCAGCCAGCUGUAGCGGUUCAGCCAGCAGCUGCGGUUCAGCCAGCAGCAGUGGUCCAGCCAGUAGCAGCGGUUCAGCCAGCAGCAGCCCUGAAGCCAGCAGCUGCGAUCCCACAAGCAGCAGCGGUCCAGUCAGCAGCAGCGAUCAAGAUAGCAGGAGUGGUAGAGCCAGCGGCAGUGAUCCAGCCAGGAGCAGCGGUCCAGCCAGUUGCAGCGGUCCAGCCAGCGGCAGUCACCCAGCCAGCAGCAGCGAUCCAGCCAGCAGCAGUUGUCCUGGCAGCAACAGAAACAACAGCAGCAGUGCAGCAGCGGUCCAGCCAGCAGCAGCGGUCCAGCCAGCAGCAGCGAUCAAGCCAGCAGCAGCGAUCAAGCCAGCAGCAGCUGUCCAGCCAGCAGCAGCGAUCCAGCCAGCAGGAGUGGUCCAGCCAGCAGCAGCGGUCCAGCCAGCAGCUGCGGCCCAGCCAGCCAGCAGAGUCUAGCCAGCCAGCAGCAGUCCAGCCAGCAGCAGCGGUCCAGCCAGCAUCAGCCAUCCCGAUAGCAGGAGCAACAGCAGCAGCAGCAGCAGUAGCGAUCACAGCGGUCCAGCUAGCCAGCCAGCAGCAGUGA
Molecule: messenger RNA, 690 nt
Organism: Schistocerca piceifrons (Central American locust)
Lineage: Eukaryota; Metazoa; Arthropoda; Insecta; Orthoptera; Acrididae
Product: KH domain-containing protein 3-like
Exons: 2
Source: RefSeq, a predicted model, not a curated record